Messenger RNA from Octodon degus (degu), 2356 nucleotides. RefSeq names its product trophinin associated protein (gene Troap). The transcript has 15 exons. The record is from RefSeq and is a predicted model, not a curated record. The coding region runs from base 116 to 2293 and encodes 725 amino acids. NCBI's taxonomy places the organism in Eukaryota, Metazoa, Chordata, Mammalia, Rodentia, Octodontidae.
GAAAGCGAAGGAAGUGGAGGCAACCUUGAAGGGUUCCUGGGACGGUGCGGCACAGGGAUCUUGAAGGAAAUGAGGGCUGCGGGAGCUCAGAGGGAAGAGAGCAGUUAGGGCCGUCAUGACCACCGUCCAAGCCACGAAGGAUCCCCUCCUCCGGGGUGUGUCUCCUACGCCUAGCAAGAUUCCAGUACGCUCAAAGAGAUGCCCGCCUUUCCUCACAGUCAAGCCGAGUUCCCAGGACCAGGAGAACCAAGAUCCGGGGAAAUUGGUGCAGAAGCCGCAACUUAGUAUUCAACGUACGCUUGUUGACUCAGCAGGCCCCAGGUCAAAAGCCACGUACCAAAAAGAGAAAUCACAAAAGUCCAUGGCAAUCACUCAGCUUCGGAACCCCCUGGAGGAGCUCAGGCCUAGCCCUGGGGGACAAAAUGCGGGGCUUAAGCCCCCUCCACAGACAGAAGCUCCAGGGCCCCUAGAGUUUGUGGCUGACCCUGCAGCCCUGGCCACGAUCCUGUCAGGUGAGGGGGUGAAGAGCUAUCCAUUGGGGCGCCAGUCCAGCCUGGCUCGGAGAGUACUGGUUCGAGGGAGCCAGGGAUGUUCCAUUCGGCGGGGCCAGGGUGCUCGAGCGUCUGCAUACUUGGCCCCCAGAACCCCCAUCCACCGACUAGGCCCUGGUAGAGCUUCUUGCUUCUCAAGACUGGAGGGAUCUGGACCCCAAAGUCAGACUUUGUGCCCCCAGAGGCUCGAGACUUUGGUUCUACCUUCAGGAUCUUCCUUUCACUCCCCCACCCGCCCUAGUUUACAGGAGCUCAGAAGAGAGACAGGUGGCAGAAACCGGACUUCAGUGAGCCAUGUCUCAGGAUUGCUCCUGGAAAUCCCUGUACAGCCUGCUUCUUUCCCUGAAGAACACAAAAAUGUCCUUCAUUCAGAUGAAGGAACAGAGGCCCUCCUAGGUCUGGCCCAGCAAGUACCUUUAGGAGAAACCAGAGAGAGAGCACACCCCAGGGAUGCCCAUGACUCCCAGUUAGUGGCCUCCCCUGCCCCUGUGGCCCAGCCUGUGCCUGGCCGUAUGGCACCGCCUGUCAUCCAUUCAUCGCCUUUCGGACGGGCUCAGCGUGUACCCUCCCCUGGCAUCCCAGCUCUGACUUCAUAUUCAUUAUUGCGGCGUCCCACCAUUCGACCCAAAAGUCAGUUCACUCCAUUCACCCCCAGACUUCAGCGGGCCCAGUGGUUGAGUGGCUUCACCCCUCAGUCCUGUCCUGAAGAGCCUGGUCUGCCUUGGGAGCAGAUUGCUAUACGGUUGUUUGAGCAGGACAGUGGUGCAAACUUGCAGGAGCAGCCUGGGAAACUAACCAUGUCAAGUCCUAGAUCACACCCAUACGGCGCCCUCAACUUCCAGGAGCUAAAACUGCAGCGCAUUGGUAUCCUGCAGCAGUUACUGCGCCAGGAGGUAGAAGGGCUGGCCGUGAGCAAGUGUUCCCCCCUUAAUGGAGGCUGCUCUCUGAAUAUGGUUGAACUUCAGCCCCUGCUAGCUGAGAUUUCUAGAACUCUAAAUGCUCCAGAGCAUAAUUCUGGGACAUCACACCUUCCUGGACUGUCACAGCACUCUGAGCUGCCAGAGCCCUGCCUUCCAGAGGAGUGUGGGGAAGCACAGCUGUGCUCUGGGGUGACACAACCAGAGCCGGCGGUGACACAGCUGUGCCCACCAACUGAGUCAGGGCCUCCAGAGUCUUGCUCUAAGGCCAGGCCAGAGACACGAGAGCCUUCCUCCCAGGAGCAGCCCGAGGAAACAGAACCCUGCCCACCAGCUGAGCCUGGACCCGUGCAGCCUCAGCCCCAGAGACAGACUGCAUCCGAAGAGGCCUGUCGUAGAGUAAUAUUAGGGACAUCAGAUACCUGUUCCCUGGAACCAAAAUGCCUGAAGUCCAGUCCAUGGCACUGCUGCGGUCAGGGAGCUCCAGCAGCCACCAGUCUGACCUUCUCUUCCCAGCACCCCCUUUGUGCCAGCCCCCCUAUCUGCUCACUUCAGUCUCCAAGACCCCUGAUAGGCCAGGCAGGUCCUAGCAAUCUGGGCCCUCGAACCCUGGCCCUGAGGCAGCGCCUCAAAGCAUGUCUCACUGCUAUCCACUGCUCCCAUGAGGCUCGUUUGGACGAUGAGUGUGCCUUUUACACCAGCCGAGCCCCUCCCCCAGGGCCCACCCGGGUCUGCACCAACCCUGUGGCCACACUGCUUGAAUGGCAAGAUGCCCUGUGUUUCAUUCCAGUUGUUUCUGCGGCCCCUCAGAGCUCUCCAUCCUGAGGCUCCCACCAUUCACACCUCACCCCUUCCUUUUAGCCCUUAUUUAUUUGGUCUUCCCAUGGG